CCCACUACCGUCUAAUCGAAAAUGAAAGUUCUACUACUCAUCGCCACCAUCGUCGGUGCAUUGGCCGUUUCGACGGCCUCUGCCUCAUCCGUCCAGAACGAUCUUCUGUACCCUCAGUUCAACUUGGUCCAUCGAGACGAACUUGUCCCACAAGGAGAAACCCGUGACCUGCUGGAACAUGCGCUGAAAUUGAUCAACAUGAUCGUGGACCAAGCCGUUAAGGCCAUCGACAAGGUUCAGCAGGAGAUUGAGCGGCUGCUCGAUGAUCUGCUGCUGCAGGGUGAGGAGUUGCUGGAGUUUGCCAAGGCUGAGAUCAACCGGAUCAUCCAGAAGGCGCUGGAGGAUUUGAACUUGGAGAAUCUGGGACUGCAGGAGUGUGCCGAAAUUGUUCCUCAACGGGUCGAAGAAAUCACUAAGACAGCGUUUGAUAAUUUGAAGAAAUGCUUUGAUGACUUCGCUGAGCGUGUGGAGAUUUCUCGGGAAAACAUCAAGGAACAUAUCGCCUUUUUGACUGGAAAAGUUCAGCAGAUCCAGGAAGUUGGCCAGAGCUGUGUGGAUGGAAAUGGAAAUUUGAUCGAUCAAGUCAAGUGCCUUUUUGAUCAUGUACCAGAAACCAACGCGAUUGUGGUGGAGAUCUUGUCAGAUGUCGGACAGCUUCUGGCGGAAACCGUCAAGGAAGCAGUAUCCCUUCUGAAUGAUACCCGCGGCUGCCUCCUGGAUGUUGUCAAGCAAGCCGAAAACGAAGUGCAGAAACUAGUUCAAGAGGUACUCGAGUGUGUGCAGCAACAAGGAUAAGACUUUCGAACAGAUGUAAUACAAUGACUGUACCCUAAAGAAUUUUAUUAAAAACAACGAGAUAUCUUAAAAAUACU
Culex quinquefasciatus (southern house mosquito) is the source of this 872-nucleotide messenger RNA. RefSeq lists its product as uncharacterized. The record is from RefSeq and is a predicted model, not a curated record. The coding region runs from base 22 to 795 and encodes 257 amino acids. NCBI's taxonomy places the organism in Eukaryota, Metazoa, Arthropoda, Insecta, Diptera, Culicidae. The transcript is spliced from 2 exons.